GCCACAUAGCUGAAAUUAAUGCAUCUUGCUUUGAGAGUUAGAGCAAAGACGAUCACUUUAAAGGCUCGCGGAACAUAACAAAUAAAUAACAUCACGCAUUAGUGGAAAGAAAAGAGACCUCUGCGUUUGAGGACGGAGCACCCUUUAUCUCUGACAAAAGUUCAUUCCGGUAAGUAACUGAGUAUAUCUAUUGUUUCCUUCCGGCAAUGUUUGGCUUCUGAGAAAGACUCCAUCGCCAUCGAUCUUUGCGCAUAUUAUGAUCAGAAAUGGUAAACCAUAGUAACUUAAGUAAGCUACAAAAUUAGACCAAGAAAACUUGGAAGCAAUAGCGGGUUGAAUUAAACACAAAUACUGCGAUAGUGCUUCAGUUCGAGGAGGGAUUGUUUUCUGCUGAGAUUCCCUCCGAAAUAAUCUUUGUGAAUUCAACAUUCCUUGCAGGUGGCUACAGUCACGCAGCGCUGUCCGUCAGAAAGGGUGAACACAAAUUUUCAUUACAUGUGUGGGACCUGUUUAGUGUGUUCAGAGCGACAGAAAAAGGACAGUCAUUUACCCAUGAUCAAGAUAAUGAGCAGCUUAUGUAUUGCCUGGCCAGACUAAUAAGAGUACAAUUCGAAUCGUGUUUUAAAUAUCAGACGUCAAAGGUAACUUACACGUUUUUGUAAAAUAUCAUUAACAGUUGUAGACAACGAGUAAUUUAAUUUACUUACUUAAUUUACAUACCGACAAAGCCACCACUGACUUGAUCACGCACCGUGUCAAUUCAAGCCAAAAUUUGCUCUAAGCAAGCGCCGAUAUUUCGAAAUUCCACGUGCGUUCUGAUUUAUAGGGAGACAGUUGUGUGUGCUUAUAUUGGUACGAUGCAAGAUUGCUUUAAAUCUACUGUGCCAAUUUUUAAUUCCGGGAAGUUCUUGCCUCGGUGUCGUGACGAAUAUGACACAAACUAAAACGUUCUCUCAAUUUACUCUCAGACACACGAAAUAAAACGGUAAUUUCUUCCCUUCUUCCGGAGGUAAUUUUCGAAAUUUCGAAAUUUCACGUACGUUCUGAUUCGUAGAGACAGUUGUGUGUACUUAUCUUGGUACGAAGAAAGAUUAUUUUAAAUCUAUUGUGGUAAUUUAUAAUUCAGGGAAGUUUUUGCCUCGGUGUCGUGACGAAUAUGACCCAAACUAAAACGUUGUCUCGAUUUACGCUCAGAGACACUUUGUUUCUUCCUAUACGACAAAUCUACUGUGGCAAUUUAUAAUUCAGGGAAGUUCUUGCCUCGGUGUCGUGACGAAUUUGAGCCAAACUAAAACGUUGUCUUGAUUUAAACUUAAACACGAGAUAAAACGCCUAUUUCAUUUGAUGGAGGAAAAAGAAGAGUUUUCCUUUUUCCCUCCAUCAAAUGGCUCAUGCAUUGGCCAACUUACAUUUCCAAAAACAAAAACUAAAGAAGAAUCAAGUAAAAAAAAAUAAACAAACAAUAAAACAAGGAUCCAACAUGUCAGAUGAAAUUCCUUUGCGAACCCAGCAGUCAUGUACUGAAGACGAAUAUUACAAAAUACAUGUGUUUAGUUCUGGUAUCUCGAUUUUAGAGGGUAAAAUCACGGCCAGAUCCACAAAUGGCGGUACCAGGGUCACUUUUAAAACAACUGGUUUUUCCCAUUUAUCACAAAAAUACAAUUGGCAAGGAUCCAACAAGAUUCUGGGCAGUUAGAUAUAAAAAUACAGGUUUAGAGGACUGUGGGUUUAAACAAUUUUUGUUUAUCACAUGCAUGUAAGUUCUAAUUUAUGAUCAGGACUGUGGGUUUACACCCGGACAUGCAUGUAAGUAUAAUUUAUGAUGGAAAGAGGUUGGGGAGUGGAGGGGAGCAGAAAGGAAGGGAGUUGGGAGAUGCAUGGGAAAUGAAAUUUUCUUUAUUUUUUCUUCUUUUUGGUUCAUCUCUGGGGCAAGCCUUUAAACAUCUGAGAUGAAAAUUGGAGACGGUGUUUCCACUUUCUUAAACUGUUACAUCUCAAUAAAGCAUUUAUUUAAUCACUGCAUUCAUCAACUAAGCAAUAAUUAGAAUUUUUUUUUCUAAUUAGAAGCAGCUUGAUCAAGGUAUGGUCAACGUACGGUCUGUAUACACAGAUAGUUUUCGUUGGAGGAAAAGUGAGGGUACCAGGCUUCUUGCACAAUUAAUCAUGGGAGAUUUCCAAGCUGAAAAGAAGGUAAAAGCUUUGUACGUACAAUUUUGUUUUAGAUUCAUUGUUUUUUUUUUUUUGUUUUUUUUUGUGAAUGUCCUUAGUGAUCUCCGAUAACUCGUGAUCAUCAGAGUGGGUAACUAAGAGCUGGUAAAUUUGAAAAGCCUAAAAGAUUGUGAUAAUACAGUAUUUCCUCGGUCAAGCGCCCGGGCACUUUUUUAAAAUUUCAGCUAAUAUAAGAGAGGUACCCCUUGGAAGGAGGUUGCUUAUUAGGAACCAUCAACCUGCACUGAUUCCGCUGUUUUUACUGAUUCUGGUUUUCUCCCUAUCUCCACUAAUAGAGAAAGUGAGGAAGGAGGGGGAGGGGCGCCUGGUUGAUAUCAUGGCCCAGGGGGUGAGCUCUUUUUGGAGAGAGGGCGCUGAUUAGAGCGGGGUCGCUUUUUCGCGCAAAUACGGUAAUUGCAUUGCAGACCAACCCUUUGAUGUGUUCUUUCUAGGUCGACAGACUUAAAAUCGAAGAAAUGAAACUUGGGGAGAAUUUUGUUUUUACCUUGCCCAAGAGUAAUGCGUCUUUCAUGACGGUGGAGGCAACACUAAUGAACGAGAGCCGAGAUAUCAUUUUUCAAGCGAGAGAGUUGGACCUGGAGCUUUCAACUGUAAGUUUAUUCUUAAUUAGUACAUAAUUUUCACCUUUGAACAAAAUGUUAUUUAAAUUUCCGCAAAUGGUUGCCUUGAAAAAAUAAUGAAAAGGCACAUCAACUUUGGAAUCCUAGUUACGUGGACUGCACAAUAGUUAUUAGAUGCUGUACAAGAUUCAUGAUACUCUUUAAAUUUGAUCUGUUUUAGUUUCAAGGCGAGACACGCCCUGCCGUUGAAAACGAGCAUGAAGGAAAUCAACCAGUUGAAAUGGAGGCAUGAUAAAGGAUUAAACAACUGUUUCUUAGCUCUUAUUUUUAAUUUUGGAGGAAACUCAUUGUUUAAUUUGUUUGGCUAGACGCUAAUGAGUACAGGUGACCACAUGACUUCGAGAGUCAGUUCAAAUUGAUAAGUAGGACCAAUUUUCUCAAAGACCAAAACAAUUGCCUACGGACCUCGUUAGUUGUAUAUCAUCUCAUAUCCAACAAGCCCGAGUAGAAAAAUUGUGUAAUUAAAAACGCCCCAAACUUUAUUUUGUAAGAACAAACAGAAUUUUAAAAUGUACAAAAACACUUCCGAUUUAACCCGUCCUAUUGCUUGCGCAUGCUAUACUGGCUCAUAACUCAUGACGGCUAAACCAAUGAAAACUCUCUAAUUGCAUUAUCCAAUGAUCAGGAUAUUCCAUACCGACCUUUUAUUACUCUCAACAAUUGUAAAUUGAUCAAUGUUUCUCUUUUCUCCUUUAUUAUAUAUAAGAAUUAAUAUCAGAAUACAAGCUCCAGAAAGAAAAAAUACUCCAUGUUUCGCCUAAUUCGUCAAGUAAGUGUCAUCCUUGUUUUUUUUAGAAAAAAAAUACAUUUAAAUAUUUCUUGAAUCCUGAAAGGAAGCAGGUAUGCUUACACGAGUGAUCAGUAAAAGAAGUACCGAAAAAAGAAAGUCUAGUGUUCAUACGAGACAACGAAGAGGGACAAGAGUACAGUAAAAAUUCCAGGUAACUCGCGAGGUUAUUGUCAAGAACAUAAGAACUAGCCCUAGCGAAGUUACUUUUGAGCAGUACCGCACAAAGAGCGUUCAGCUUAUGUGAACAAAAUACUCUAUUCCAAAUUCUUUUGGACAUAGCCCUUUGUAAGAAGAAAGUCAACUCCGCUAACUUCAUUCUUCGUGCGGUAAGGAUUUUAAAGAUGAAACAGUUUAAGCGGAAAAAAAAGUGGAUUUCCAAGUUCUAAAAAAUAUCUCGAUGAAGAUACCAAUACUUUUGAGGCAAAAAGAAAAGUUGGCAGUAAAAUUGUUUGGCAUUUUUGAGGAUGAAUUUAAUUGAAUGUGGCAAGAUUUAAAUUAUUCCACUCGAUGUACAGUUGAAAGUUUAAAGAGGAUCAUAAUGAUAAGAACUGCAAAUGUACAGUAAAUGUACAUUAAAUGUACAGUAAAUGUACAGUAAACAUCAGUACGACCUUUAGGUCAUAUUUAUAGCUAUUUAAGUCGGGGCAGUUGUUUAAGACAAGCCUUGGUCUUAAUGUAAUUGUAGCACCCCAUGUAUGUCAAUUAAGAUGCCGAAGCAUAAAAUUCUUUAAAGAAAAGACUGGUAAAGGUAAUGUGGUCUUCGGCAAAUGAAAUGUUUAUGGUGAAUUCUUGUUACAACAAACAAUUACCAAGGUACAUGGUAGGCAAGGUGCCUCUACUCCAAUAUGAGUAGGAAAUUGGAAAUUAUAUUUCUUUCCCAUUAUAAGUGAAAGGAAUUUCUUCAUGGGUGGUCAAUUUAAUAAAUUCAAAUUGCAGGAUUUCACCACCUUAAACACUUGCUAUCUUUUACACAUCAAAUGUGUCUUAUGUAUUGUGUAGAGGCAUACUAAAAAAUCCAACAGAAAUGAAGCUGGUAGCACAUAUUAUUAACGAAGAGACGCCAUGUACACAGAGAAUGUAUAAACAAAAGGAGCUAUUUAGUGGAGUUUUUUAAAAUAUAGUGAAAAUUUAUUCAUUUCAUCUGAUGAAGCAGUGCUUUUAAAGAAUAACAUUGUACAUACAUUUAGGAGUUACAUUUGAGUUUUUUAAUUGAUUCUUAGACUAGCAACAAUGAGCUGUGCGUCCAGUUAGUUGAAAUAGAUUAUUAACUUAAUGCUACAGCAAACAUUUUACAAAAAUUAAGUUCUUCACCAAACUUCUUCCUUCUUCAUACAAUAUUACAUGUAUGUUCAACAAAAUUUUCUAUUAAAAGAGAAUCAAUCUCAUUCCUUUUGCCAAAGUUUGGAUGUGUUUCUAUUAAUUUAUGUGAGAAAGAUUAUUUAUAGAUCACUGAGCACUAUUCUGUUCCCUGGAGUGUGUUGGCUUAACCUAUUAACCUUUUCUAAGAUCUGAUUGUUAAUUCUCUCCUCUAGCUGCUACACAUUCCCUUGUAAGUUAGUUGCAAGAAUUUAGGGUUAGAUCAAGAUAACAAUUUCUACCUGAUACAUUUGAGUACUCUCAUUACCUGUUUGCUGGAUAGUGGGUGGAUCUUGUGGGGAGAAGUUACAUGCGAAUCACCUUUCAGGGUUAAAUGAAUGGGGGAAGGAAGGCAG
Molecule: messenger RNA, 5351 nt
Organism: Pocillopora meandrina
Lineage: Eukaryota; Metazoa; Cnidaria; Anthozoa; Scleractinia; Pocilloporidae
Source: the annotation of a GenBank genome assembly